Gastrolobium bilobum is the source of this 2300-nucleotide messenger RNA. RefSeq names its product potassium transporter 5-like. Gene Ontology annotation, molecular function: potassium ion transmembrane transporter activity. Gene Ontology annotation, biological process: potassium ion transmembrane transport. Gene Ontology annotation, cellular component: membrane. The record is from RefSeq and is a predicted model, not a curated record. The transcript has 10 exons. Lineage: Eukaryota; Viridiplantae; Streptophyta; Magnoliopsida; Fabales; Fabaceae. Bases 9 to 2300 code for a protein of 763 amino acids.
AGGAAGGGAUGAAACUGAAAGAGCGAAAGGUAUCAUGGGCUAAGCUGCGCCGCGUUGACUCUCUAAAUUUGGAAGCUGGAAGAAUUUCUAUGGUUGCAGACCACCCCUCCAAGAUGCCUUGGAGGACGACGCUGUUCCUUGCAUUUCAAAGCAUAGGAAUUGUAUAUGGUGAUAUUGGUACAUCUCCACUUUAUGUGUUUGCCAGCACUUUCCCCAAAUCAAUUAAGAACAACGACGACAUUCUUGGCGUCCUGUCUCUCAUCAUCUAUACCAUUGUUCUCAUACCCAUGCUUAAAUAUGUCUUCAUUGUAUUAUGGGCAAACGAUAAUGGCAACGGUGGAGCGUUUGCACUCUAUUCGUUGAUAUGUAGGCAUCUAAAGGUGAGUUUGAUUCCAAAUCAACAACCAGAGGACAGGGAACUUUCUAACUACAAACUCGAAACACCAUCUAGCCAGCUGAAACGAGCCCAGAAACUAAAGCAGAUCCUCGAGAAUAGUCACUUUGCGCGGAUUCUCCUUUUAGUUCUUGCCAUAAUGGGAACUGCCAUGGUCAUAGGAGAUGGGAUUCUUACCCCAUCAAUUUCAGUUCUUUCUGCGGUAAGCGGGAUCAGUACAUCACUAGGUCAAAAUGCUGUAGUGGGGAUCACUAUAGUGAUCUUGAUCAUCCUAUUUUCCGUGCAACAAUUCGGGACUGACAAAGUGGGAGUCUCAUUUGCUCCAAUCAUUCUAGUGUGGUUUUCAUUCAUCGGUGGAAUUGGUCUAUACAAUUUAUUCAAAUAUGACAUUGGGGUAUUACGAGCUUUCUAUCCAAAAUAUAUAUUUGACUACUUCAAACGGAACGGUAAGCAAGGAUGGUUAUCACUUGGUGGAGUCUUUCUAUGCAUAACAGGAUCUGAGGCCAUGUUUGCCGACUUGGGUCACUUUAAUGUCCGAGCCAUUCAAAUUAGCUUUUCUUUCGUUACAUGUCCAGCAAUAUUGGCUCAAUAUUGUGGGCAAGCAGCAUUUCUACGAAAGUUCCCCGAGAAAGUGGAUAACGCUUUCUAUGCAAGUAUACCGCACUCCUUAUAUUGGCCAACAUUUGUUGUGGCUGUUGGUGCUGCCAUCAUAGCCAGCCAGGCAAUGAUAUCAGGAGCAUUUUCCAUUAUAUCCCAGGCUCUAAGUCUAGGUUGUUUCCCAAGAGUUAAGGUCGUGCAUACUUCCACUAAGCACCGGGGUCAGGUGUAUAUUCCUGAGGUCAACUACAUGUUCAUGAUUGCGUGUAUUGUCGUCUGUGCUGCCUUCAAGACCACAGAAAAGAUUAGUCACGCAUAUGGAAUUGCAGUUCUUGGUGAUAUGAUGAUCUCAACAUCCCUGGUUUCCCUCAUAAUGCUUGUUAUAUGGAAGAAGAGCCUAUGGCGGGUGGCUACGUUCUUUUUGGUAUUCGGUUGCACGGAGCUUCUUUAUUUCACGUCUCAACUAACCAAGUUCACAGGAGGAGGCUAUCUUCCAAUUGCAUUAGCUCUUUUCUUGACGGCAGUAAUGGGAAUAUGGCAUUAUGUGCACAGAGCAAGAUACAUGUUUGAACUAAAGAACAAGGUUUCUAGUGAGUAUUUGAGGGAACUGGUGAACAAAGAAGACGUGAACCGAGUGCCCGGAAUGGGACUUCUGUAUUCUGAGCUCGUACAAGGCAUUCCUCCUAUAUUCCAACACUUAAUAGCCAGCGUACCAUCUGUCCAUUCAGUUGUUGUGUUUGUUUCCAUCAAGGCUAUUCCUGUUAGUAGAGUUGCAUCAGAAGAGAGGUUUUUGUUUCGGCAUGUGGAACCAAGAGAGUAUCGAAUGUUUCGUUGUGUCGUGAGGCAUGGUUACAAUGAUGUACUUGAGGAUCUUGCCGAGUUUGAGUCAGAGUUAAUACAAAAUCUGAAGAGAUUUAUUCAACAAGAAAGCUUUAUGCAGCUGGAGGUUGAGGGAACAACAACAACAACAACUGAAUUACAAGUACCUGUCUCUAACAUUAUUAAUGAGAGUGGGACGACCUCAUCAGAUUCUAUUCAAUCAAUUGGUGUGAAGUCAUCCAGUUUCACUGCCCCUCCCAUUCAGGGAGCUGAAGAGGAGAUUAAAUUUAUAGAGAAAGCAAAGGAGAAGGGUGUGGUGUAUAUGCUGGCGGAAGCAGAGGUAGUAGCUCAGCCAAAUUCAUCCAUCUUGAAUAAGAUAGUUGUCAACUAUGCUUAUAGCUUCCUGAGAAAGAACUUUCGCCAAGGGGACAAUUUGAUGGCAAUCCCCCGUAAUAGACUUCUCAAGGUUGGAAUGACAUAUGAAAUAUGA